Molecule: messenger RNA, 978 nt
Organism: Exophiala spinifera
Lineage: Eukaryota; Fungi; Ascomycota; Eurotiomycetes; Chaetothyriales; Herpotrichiellaceae
Exons: 3
Coding region: 1-978 (325 amino acids)
Biological process (GO): endoplasmic reticulum organization; Golgi organization; endoplasmic reticulum to Golgi vesicle-mediated transport
Cellular component (GO): Golgi membrane; COPII-coated ER to Golgi transport vesicle; endoplasmic reticulum-Golgi intermediate compartment
Molecular function (GO): D-mannose binding
Source: RefSeq, a predicted model, not a curated record
AUGUGGCUCUCUCAAGCCUUGCCGUCAAUAUGCCUGCUGGUUGCAUGUGCAGUUGGCACACGGGCAGCAGUCGAGGCUGAUGCGUCCAUGAAAAGUAUCCCUCUGCGCACCCAUAGUCUGGCUCCUCCAUACCUCGACUCUGACAUGUCAAGUCGGUGGUUCGACUUUGGCGGCGACACCAUCAUACGAGCGGACCAGUAUAUCCGACUGGCUUCCGACGUGCCCUCUCAGUCAGGAUGGCUGUUCUCGAGAAUACCGCUCACCGCGACAAAUUGGGAGGUGGAAUUCGAGUUCUCCAUCCAAGGGAAGGGACAUUUGCACGGCGACGGGUUCGCGCUGUGGAUUACCAAAGAGAGAGGCCAGCCAGGUCCGGUAUUUGGACACGCCGAUCGAUUCGAAGGGCUUGGGAUUUUCUUCGACACGUACAAGAACAACAGGCCCGGCGUUGUGUUCCCCUACGUGAUGGCUAUGCUGGGAGAUGGGCAAACAACCUACGACUCAGCCAACGAUGGCAAGGCGAAUGAGAUUGGAGGGUGCUCGGCACGAGGAUUGCGUGGUGCUUCGAUCCCGACCAAAGCCAAACUGACAUACUUCCAAGACAAGUCACUGUCGCUGCAGUUACAGUAUAAGGCGACUGAUUCGUGGAUCGACUGUUUCAGCCUGGAGCCAACACCAAACAUGCCUCUGAAGCUCCCCAACACUGCUUAUUUAGGCUUCAGCGCGCAUACUGGAGAACUUACGGACAACUUUGAUAUCAUCAGCGUCGAGACCAGGAACUUGUACAAUCCAGUUGCCGCAAACUCUGCGAUGAAUGCGGCCGCGGCCAACAGAGCGAGUGCGCGUGGACGGCCUGAGAAGAAGAGUGGUGGUGGCUGGGGUUGGUUCUUCUUCAAGCUGAUCUUGUUUGGUGGAGUUGUUGGCGGCGGUUAUGUGGGCUACAACAGGUAUAAGCAGAAGCAGCGAUACACAGGAUUCUAG